Molecule: messenger RNA, 2187 nt
Organism: Phascolarctos cinereus (koala)
Lineage: Eukaryota; Metazoa; Chordata; Mammalia; Diprotodontia; Phascolarctidae
Product: extracellular calcium-sensing receptor-like
Biological process (GO): G protein-coupled receptor signaling pathway
Cellular component (GO): plasma membrane
Molecular function (GO): G protein-coupled receptor activity
Source: RefSeq, a predicted model, not a curated record
AUGGCCAGAUGGUUGCGCCUUUAUAAAUUUCCUCAGGUCAGCUAUGCAUCUAGUGUAGUCAGCCUCAGUGACAAAACUCAGUUUCCUUCCUUUUUACGGAUAAUACCCAAUGAUCAAUCCUGGUCUCACGGUGUGGCCUUGGUGUUGCAAUACUUUGGCUGGACCUGAGUGGGAAUUGUGGCUCAAGAUGAUGAUUUUGGCAACCAGGCCAGCUACUUCCUGAGUGAUGAGUUGAAGAAGGCUAGCAUCUGCAGAGAAUUCCUCAUGAAUAUUCCCACCUUAAAUUUUCACGAAAAUUUUCCAAGUGUUGCACGCAUAAUGGGAACUGUGUCAGCCAAGGCCAUUGUGGUGAUUCUGAACACUUUCAGCUUCUCCCUCAUGUUAAAGGGACUCUCAGGAAGGGAUGUCACAGGAAAGAUAUGGAUCAGAAGAAACAUAGAUGACAGUGAGAUUGCUCUCUCCUGCCCAAACAUUUCCCAAACUCUUGCCAUUUCUAGACAAAGGGGAAAGAUUCCAGGGUUUUCUGAAUUCCUUGGCCACCUGCAUGUAGAUAAGACUCCAGAGAAUGAUUAUAUAAAAAUAUUUUGGGAAAAAAUAUUUGACUGUAGGUGGUCUACCCAGGGACUUCCUCGCCUGAGGAAUAGGACAGAACUAGAAGGAUCCAAAUUCUGCACAGGUAGAGAGCAUCUACAGGGUCAGACCAUCUCUUCACUGACCUCAAAUACCUUGAGUGAGACCUAUGGCGCCUACACUGCUGUGUACAGCAUUGCUCAUGCCCUCCAGGACCUGAUCUCCUGUGAUGCUAGAGAAGGGCCUUUUGGGAAUGGGACCUGUGCUGAGAUCUGGGAUUUCCAGCCUUGGCAGCUUUUGUGCUAUCUCAAGAAGGUUCGAUUCUGGGUCCAUCAAGGAAAAGAGGUUGUUUUUGAUGCCAAUGGAGAUUCCACUGUGUAUGACGUUCUAAAUGGGCAAGAUACUCUCCCAAAAUCAUUUUCCUUGGUGAAAAUUGGUGUGGUUGUUACUACAGGCCCAUCAGGAAAAGAACUGACAGUCAAUGAAAGUUCUAUUAUUUGGAGAGGAGGCCAAUCACAGGCUCCUCAUUCUGUCUGCAGAGAGAGUUGCCUUCCUGGAUCCAGUCAGAUUCCACGACAAGGCUGGCCCCAUUGCUGCUUUGACUGUAGACCCUGCCCAAGGGGAUACAUUGCAAAGAACAGAGAUAUGGAGCAAUGUGAAAAGUGCCCUGAAGAUCAGUAUUCAAACAGUCACGGGAAUCACUGUGUCCCCAAGGCUGAAGUCUUCCUGGCCUAUGAAGAGCCCAUGGGCAUGGCUGUGACAUGUGCUGCUAUUUCCUUCUCACUUCUUACAGUUUUCAUUCUUGCAGUCUUUGUGAAGCAUCGAGGCUGUCCUAUAGUCAGAGCCAACAAUGCAGUUCUAAGUUACAUUCUUCUUAUCUCCCUUGCUCUCUGCUUCCUUUCCUCCUUGCUCUUCCUAAGUCAUCCAACCAAAGUCACCUGCCUCCCUACUGCUUUUGGGACUGUAUUCACAGUGGCAAUUUCCUCCAUUUUUUCCAAAACCAUCACUGUGGUUUUUGCCUUCCAGGAGACAAGACCAGGGAGCACAAUUAGGAGGUGGAUGAGACCCCGAAUAUUGAAUUCUACGGUCUUUAUAUUCUCCAUCCAACUCACUAUUUGUGCUAUCUGGCUGGGAACACAUCCCCCUUUCCCAGCUGCAGACACCCAUUUUCAGCCUGGGUACAUCAUCACUGAGUGUAAUGAAGGCUCUGUCAUUGCCUUCUAUUGUGUCCUGGGCUACAUGGGCUUCUUGGCCCUUGGGACCUUCAUUGUGGCCUUCCUGGCCAGGAACCUUCCUGACAUCUACAAUGAAGCCAAGUUCAUCACCUUCAGCAUGCUAGUGUUCUGCAGCAUCUGGAUCUCCUUCCUCCCCACCUACCAGAGCACCAAAGGGAAGGCGAUGGUGGCUGUAGAAGUCUUUGCCAUUUUGGCCUCCAGUGCUGGGCUACUGGGUUGCAUCUUUGUACCCAAGUGUUACAUGAUUGUCUUUAGGCUCAAUGGGCACACACAUAAAUGGCUAAAGAGAUCACCAGGUGGCACCAAAGAGGUCCAUUUGCAUACUCUUCCCUUAGCAUCUUCUUCUGCUUCAUCUAAGGUUGGGAGGAAACCAAUCAAGUGA